AUGACCAAUACGAAAAUAAUCACCACCAGCAUAGAAGAAAUUCAUUAUGAUAUUCUUCUUCAAACCCUCUGCCACCUCGACGGCCAAUCCCUCGCUUUAGCAAGUUGCGCCACAUCUCAACUCCGUUUUGUCUCCUCCCACCCCGACUUGUGGCGACACCUCUGCCUCUCCAAUUGGCCAUCCCUAUACCACGCUCGCACCCUCCCUCUCGUGAGUUCUUCACCACGUCGCUUCUUUUCCGACGCCUUUCCCUUCCCCGCCUCCUCCUCGCUAGUCGACCACAACGACCUCCCCGUCGAACUCAUAUCCGCCGUCGAUCUCUACCACCGUGGCAUCCCAAUAUUUUCUUGCGUCGUCGAGACUGAUACCUCCUCUGCUUGGUUUCGUGCCUCCCCCUUCCUAAUUGAUGCACAGCUGGAAGGGUCGGACAUAUCACCUGAAGAUCUCACAUUAAGCUGGAUUGUUAUAGACCCAUCGAAGGGGCGGGCGGUUAACUUAUCAAGCCGUAGGCCGAUGGAGGUGAGAAAGCGGCCAUGGUGUGUAGGGGAGACAGUGGCACGGUUUACGACGGUGAUGGAUGGGUGGGCGGUUGGGCCAGUGGUGAUGUGGUGGAAGGGGAGUGGCGAUGUGAUGGAGGUGGAGCUGACGGUGGAGGACAUGGAUGGUGUUUGUGUGAGCGGGUUGGAGGGAUUGAGAUUGGUGAAAGCGGCGAUGGAGGCGGAGAGGAAGGGGAAGAAGGGAGAGGAAGAGGCAAAGGAGAUAGAAUUAUACCUGGCCAAUAAAAAUCAGAAAGAGGAUUUCCCAUGUUUACAUUCUUGUGGGCCUCCGAGGAGCACCGCUCGCGGGGUUCGAAUGCAGAGGGUACGGCGCACUAUCCCGUUAGGACAAAACGAUCGAAGGCCUCUUGCGCUCGACACGAACGGGUCGAAUGGUGGGCAGUUGGAUCGCGCAUCGAACUGA
This is a messenger RNA of Dendrobium catenatum, 960 nucleotides long. RefSeq names its product probable F-box protein At2g36090. Bases 1 to 960 code for a protein of 319 amino acids. Gene Ontology annotation, molecular function: protein binding. The transcript has 2 exons. The record is from RefSeq and is a predicted model, not a curated record. NCBI's taxonomy places the organism in Eukaryota, Viridiplantae, Streptophyta, Magnoliopsida, Asparagales, Orchidaceae.